This is a messenger RNA of Triplophysa rosa, 1890 nucleotides long. RefSeq names its product sphingomyelin phosphodiesterase acid like 3B (gene smpdl3b). The record is from RefSeq and is a predicted model, not a curated record. The transcript is spliced from 8 exons. Lineage: Eukaryota; Metazoa; Chordata; Actinopteri; Cypriniformes; Nemacheilidae. Bases 370 to 1830 code for a protein of 486 amino acids. Gene Ontology annotation, biological process: sphingomyelin catabolic process. Gene Ontology annotation, molecular function: sphingomyelin phosphodiesterase activity.
GGCACUCCCGGUCCUCCAUAUUUUAAAGCAACUUCAAAGUAAAGUUCAUUAAAGAUAUCAUUAAGGGAAUCGCAUUGGUUAUAACUGUAAACAAAGGCACAGUAAGUAUGGAUUACUGUUGCACAUCUAGCAUUAAGUAUUUAAUUAGUAUACUGAUUUUAAUGUCUUUCACUAUGAACACUGACAGUAAACUGUCAUACCCUCAAAAUAGUAGCAUUCUAAAAUAGUAUGUUGGCUUCAUAUUAAAUUGCUGGCAAGUGUAAAACAGAUCGAUCUUUAGUUCUUGUUUUUUUCUUUGACGUUGGGUUCAUUUACUAUUCAUGUCCUUUUGUCUUUUUACUUCAGCCUGUUUAUCUUAUCUGUCAUUUUAUGGACAUCUGUGGACCGUGUAGCAUAACAGCACUUAUAUCAGACUCUUUGGAUCUCAGACGCAUUUCAGGAAAGUUCACAAUGGCCUGUGUUUGGAAGAUUAUACUCCUCAACAUUUUUAUUGUCUAUGGUGGAUGCAAGGUUUUGACAGGUCAUUUUUGGCACAUCACAGACCUCCACUGGGAUCCCUCUUAUGGUUUAGGGAGUGAGAACUCUGCAUCUGUUUGUGCCUCUAGUGGAGACCGUCCAACCCCAAACGCAGGAAAAUUUGGAGAUUAUCUAUGUGAUUCAUCAUGGGCUCUGAUAAACUCAUCAAUACAUGCCAUGAAAUAUAUUCUGUCUGACCCGGACUUCAUUGUGUGGACUGGGGACGAUACACCUCAUGUGCCAGAUGAACAUCUGGGUGAAGAAUCCGUCCUGAGUAUAAUUGGCAACCUCACCCAGAUCAUAAAAGCUCUGUUUCCUAACACCAAAGUUUACUCUGCUCUGGGGAAUCAUGACUACCAUCCAAAGAGUCAGAUGCCCCCUGAACAAAACAACAUUUAUGAGCAAACCGCAAACCUGUGGCAUGACUGGCUCCAUCCUGCUUCUAAAGAAACCUUCAAAAGAGGUGGAUAUUACACAGAAAAGCUGCUGAAUCAAACUGGUUUGAGAGUUGUGGUGCUAAACACUAACCUCUAUUACGAUCAGAACAAACUUACAGAAAACAUGAAAGACCCUGCAGACCAGUUCAGCUGGGCUGAUCAAGUCCUUAGUGAUGCCGCCAAAAACAAUGAAAAGGUUUAUCUUAUCGGUCACGUGCCUCCUGGCUUUUUUGAAAAGAAGCGACAUAAGCCAUGGUUCAGGGAAGAGUUCAAUAAGCGCUAUAUUGAUCUUAUCCAGAAGCAUCAUGCUGUUAUACUUGGACAGUUCUUUGGUCACCAUCACACUGACAGCUUCCGCAUGUUUUACAGCCCAAACGUAUCUCCAAUAGGUGUAAUGCUCCUGACCCCAGGAGUGACACCCUGGAAAACAACUCUGCCAGGCGUCGUGGAUGGCGCAAAUAAUCCUGGCAUUCGAGUGAUUGAGUAUGACACCAAAACUCUUUUGGUGAAGGAUGUCGUGACCUAUUUCCUGAACCUGACUUUCGCAAAUGUUGCACGGUCCCGUUGGGAGAAGGAGUACCGCCUGACAGAAGCAUUUCGCGUGCCCGAUGCCUCUCCUGCCUCAAUGCACCAUGUGAUUGAGCGGAUAUCUAAUGAGAAGUGUUAUCUGCAGAAAUAUUAUGAGUUCAACUCCGUCAGUUACGACCUCACAGAUUGCAACAGUGACUGUCGAAUCGAUCAUGUUUGCUCAAUGCGGGAAGUUGAUUUUAAGGACUAUGAGAAAUGUGUCUUAAAAGAGGGAACAUCAGCAACUGGCCCAAUGCUGUUUACUUUGAUUCUAUCUCUGGUGUUGAGCUUAUUGUAUGUUGGAUGCUAACAGCUCAUUGCUCAGAAAACUAUAAAAAAUGAAAGACAAUUGUGUUAAGACUUGAGUAAA